UUUAAAUCGUAGAGAUACUGGCACUUAGCCACGCUUCGACUGCCAGUAUUGUCUGGGCCGCGCUGGUAAUAGGACGUCUCGCAGUUUAUCGUUCCAUCGUAAUGCUCUUACAGAAUCGCGAACUGUUUAUCUCUUCACGCGUGUAUCAAACUGUAAAUGUGUUUAAAUCAUCCUUGUUUCACGCUUUCGAAUAGCGUGUGACAUAAUCGACUGACAUUUUCAUUUCAUUCGGGAAGUGACAAACAAAUAUACAUAUGCCUAGUAAGAAGAAAAUUAAGUCUCCGCAACAACUGUGGGAAAGUUUAUCAUCUGUAUUUGUUAACUUCGUCGAGACUAUAUUCUUCAAUUUGGGAGUUCUAGUUGGCAGGCAUCCAUGGCGGACUAUUGUUGUAUCAUGGACCUUAGUGUUAGUCAGCUGCACGGGCCUAUUAACAUUUUACAUAGAAAAGAAUCCUAUGAAGUUAUGGGUCCCGCCCGAAUCGGAUUUUUAUCAAGACACGAACUGGUAUAUAGAUAAUUUUGGUACUAACUUUCGUCUACAGAAAAUUUUAGUAACGGCGGAUAAUGUUCUUGCUCCUGAAGUCUUAAUGCUGAUUAAAAACAUUACAAAUGAAGUCAAUUCGAUUGCAAUUCAACACAACAAUAAAACUUAUUCAGUGCAGGAGCUGUGCUUCAAAGUACCAAUUGUUAAUAUUUUUGAUUCAAGUGGAAAAUCUAGAUCUGAGGACGAAGCUUCAAAGAGAAAAGAACCAAGUAAGAUAAACUACGUGGAUAACACUUUGUGGGUUGACGACGAGUUUUAUUGUGGAUUCUUAGAGGCAUUUCAACUAACAUGUUUGAAGUAUAACAUCUUAGAUUUAUGGGGAAAUGACCCUGACUUGAUAAGAAAUGCCUCAGAGCAUGAUAUUAUUGAUAAGAUAAAUAAAGUAAAAUUGAACCCGGUGUCUGGCCAUCCAACGGACUUUGUGAAAAUGUUGGGCGGUGUUAAACGUGAUAAGAGUGGUAAGAUUGUGUCUGCAAAAUCUGUGUUAAUUAGUUGGUAUAUGUAUGUUAACAUGACAGCUGUGAAUUUAGAUGAAGUCGGUAAUCUUAUAGGCACAGAAGACUGGGUGUCUAUGGAAUUAGCGUUAUGGGAACAAAAUUUUUUAAACUACAUAAAAAGUGUUGAUUAUCGAAGUAAAGGUAUUAGUUUGUAUUAUGAAGCAGGGCGUAGUUUUGCAGAUGUAAGUGGCGAAGCAAUGUUUCAAGAGAUGGACAAACUAGCUGUAGGUGUAAUUAUGAUGUUUUUUUAUAUAUUGAUAGCGGUAUCUCGAUGUAAUUGGUUAGAAAUAAGAGUAACUUUAGGAAGUGUGGGUUUGUUGGGUGUGGGCAUGUCAUAUGUCAGUGCGGUGGGUUGGUGCUCAAUCCUAGGCAUUUCUUUCGGUCCAGUUCAUUCAUCUUUACCCUUCCUUCUAAUGGGACUCGGAGUAGACGAUAUGUUUGUAAUGAACGCCUGUUGGAAAAUCGUUAUGGCCCAUGAUUCGCACAAAAGUGUGCCAGUUAAAAUAGGACUCAUGUUAAAACACGCAGGCGUGUCUAUUGUAAUAACAUCAUUUACUGACAUAGUUGCUUUAUUAAUUGGUGCAAUAACCAUAUUGCCAUCUCUUAAAUCGUUUUGCAUGUAUGCGGCAAUGGGUGUGUUCUUUGUAUUUUGUUAUUCUGUUACGUUUUAUGUAGCAGUUUUUACAUUAGAUCUUAAAAGAAUUGAAUCGAAAAGGAACGGUGUUCUUUUUUGCUAUAGACACAAAAAUGAAAUAACUAUUUCUACCGAGAAAACAAUCUUUCAAAAGGGUCUAGAGAGUUUUUACAAAAAUGUAAUAUUUACCAAAGCUGGGAAAUCUAUUGUUAUAUUGUUUACAAUUAUCAUGUCCGGAAUUAGUAUCGAAGCGAUUCUGAAAUUGGAACAAAGGUUUGACCCCAGAUGGUUCAUACCCGAAGAUACUUAUUACAAAGACUUUAUCAACGCGCAUGAGUUUUACUAUCCAGAGGAAGGACACCCGGCUAUGAUUUUUAUGGGUAAAAUGAAUUAUAGCUCUGAAUUUGAUAAUAUUUAUAAUAUGGUACAAGAAUUGCGUAAUCAAACAUAUGUCACUGACACAGUUGCAUGGGUGGAACAUUUCCACGGCUAUGUCUUACAAAACUACGGUCACGAUUUAAAAAAUUUGUCUUCUUUACCACCAGAGAUAUUCAAUAAAUAUUUAUCUAGAUUUUUAUUCAGCCCUGUAGGUGGCCAGUUCCAGUAUAGUUUUAAAUUUUCAGAACCACUACGUUGUGGCUAUCCUGUGUCUGAUAUAAACGCUUCUUCAAUGUCAUUCAGUUUCACAAAGUUCGGUGGCCCAGAAGAGUAUAUACCUGCUAUGAAUAUGGUUAAGAGAAUUGUGAAAAAUACAAAUAUAACUAGUGGAGAUGGUUAUCGAUCCGUCUGGUCAAAGGCUUUUGCUAAUUGGGUCACAGAUGAGAUCAUCGCUGUUGAGGUCGAAAGAAAUAUUGAAUUAGCAUUAAUAUGUGUGAUGAUAUGCACUGUAAUAUUAAUAACAAACCUUCAAAUGUGUCUAUGGAUAUUCAUUUGCGUGUUGCUGACUAUUAUAAACGUCCUGGGUUGCAUGCAACGUUGGGGCAUGACUGUUGACAUAGUUUGUUGUAUUGGUCUUGAACUUGCGAUCGGAUUGUGUGUUGACUACGCGGCCCACGUCGGCCACUCAUUCUUAACAUUCACUCAAGGCAGUCGCAAUGAGAGAGCCUUCAAAACGGUCACUUCGAUAGGGACUGCCGUCUUACUUGGAGGGGGUUCCACUUUACUUUCUCUAUCUCUCCUAAGUAUGUCCAAAACGUAUACGUUCCAAUCUUUCUUUAAAAUUUUCCUUUUAGUAAUACUCUUCGGUUUGUAUAGCGGGCUUUUGUUUUUACCUGUUGUAUUGUCGUUAGUCGGCCCUGCAGGUUACGUAAAGAAAGAUGAAGUUCAUAGCAUACCAGAAGCGGUAGAAUUAAAUGGUAAAAUUAAUAAAAAAGAGAAGACGAUUGAUGAUAGUUGAGAUUAUGUUUGAGGAUAAUGAGUAAAAAUUGUGAUACAGUGAUUUAAAUACAUUGUGUUGAGUGUUUUAAGGUAAUUAUGUUUUACUACUGUUUUUGUAGGUGCAGAUAAGAUAGGCGUUAUCAGAAAAUGUGAUUUAGGUACCGGUAUCUAAGUAAACUUAAGAUAUUGAAUUUUUAAACCUCAAUUUGUAAAUACAAAGAAAAAUAUUGUUUCAUAAGGUAUUGGAGGUCGAUAGUAUAUUAAGGUUUAUCACUAGCAUAAAAACUAUCCAUGACCUUUGGUGACAUAAGCCUUUUGUAAAGAUUUAAUGGCAUGUAUAAAACUCAGUGUUCAUUAUAAAGGAGUACGUAAGAAUGUAAAAUAAAAACAAGCUAUUGUUUCACUUCCUUAUGGUCGAUCAACACCCUCUGAACUCCAAUCGCAGCUACAAUUCAACCAAUCACAAGCGAAAUGCACCAUCGUUUUGUUUUUUGUUUAACAUCCUUAGUACCUGCGUUGAUCCUUUGUCACAUACAAAUGGGAUAAUGAACCCAGCUUCAAAAUUGAGUUUUGGAAUUCGAAAAUUGUAUUAAGGGCCAAAUCGAAACUGGGUAGAAAAACUCAAUUUUGAACCGCUAUAGCAAGGCUUUCUGAAAUGUUAAAGCGAUUAUACGUCCUGUAUAUACCUAAUUCUAUUUAAGUGUAAAUAUUAAGUGCAGUGAAUAAUAUGUAUAAUUGAAAUCAGUACAUUGUUAUCUGUAAAAGUAUGUCGUUGUUUUUAUGACGAUAUACUCUUUGUUCGCUAUGAGCUCUCUGAUAUGUAGGAAUUACUUGAUUAUUCAUCGACGUAAGUUAAUAUUAUGAAAUCAUUUAGGGAUUAAAAAAUCUAGAAAUUGAAUUUUUAAAAUGAUUUGCUGGAAAUUUUCAACGUUACUUUUAGGCCUUGAAAUUAGUAUUGAUAAUUUUAUUAAUAAUAUCUAUUAUCAUUUAAAUACAUAUGUACGUAAGCACAAUCGAUUGUUAUCAAUGUGAUAAUAGUUAUAUAUCUAAGUAUUCUUAUGUAUCUUUAUGCAAACUUAGAAAUGCAUGAUUAUUGUUAUUAAAUUUCGUUAUAAUAAUAAAUGUAGAUUAUAGAAUGCAACAGGUACCUCGAUAAUAAAUUUGUAAUUAUUUUA
Molecule: messenger RNA, 4227 nt
Organism: Pieris rapae (cabbage white)
Lineage: Eukaryota; Metazoa; Arthropoda; Insecta; Lepidoptera; Pieridae
Product: NPC intracellular cholesterol transporter 1
Exons: 1
Coding region: 255-3071 (938 amino acids)
Cellular component (GO): membrane
Source: RefSeq, a predicted model, not a curated record